Molecule: messenger RNA, 7139 nt
Organism: Hipposideros armiger (great roundleaf bat)
Lineage: Eukaryota; Metazoa; Chordata; Mammalia; Chiroptera; Hipposideridae
Gene: FOSL2
Product: FOS like 2, AP-1 transcription factor subunit
Exons: 4
Coding region: 1268-2224 (318 amino acids)
Biological process (GO): regulation of transcription by RNA polymerase II
Cellular component (GO): nucleus
Molecular function (GO): DNA-binding transcription factor activity, RNA polymerase II-specific; RNA polymerase II cis-regulatory region sequence-specific DNA binding
Source: RefSeq, a predicted model, not a curated record
AUAACUCUUUGUUAAAACCUCUGUUCUGGUGUAUGGCAGGAACUUGAAGCAUGAGAAAUAUUUCCUGUUCCAGUUAUAGUUUUAAUCUCAAAGGUUGGUCAUUGGUGAUUUUGUUUUGUCAGUAAUCAUUGCAGACACCUCCCCUCCUGGCCUUUUCUUUGUGUUGUUGCUGUUUUCUGUCUUUCUCUCUCCUGACUCUCCUAGGAAAACACCUCCCAGAUAUAUGCCCUGCCUGGCUGUUCCACUGUUACGGUUUCAGGGCCUGAGCAUUACGCAAUCCAGCCAGUUACACAAACACAGGUCAUUUCAUAACUUGUUUUCAUCAGCUGGGCCCCCCUUGAAUGAAAACAAAACAAAACAAAACAUAAACAAGACUCAGAAGUUUUACAAGGCUGCCAUUUGUCUGUUCCUUAGAUAACUUGUGAAAAUAAAUCAAGAGGACAGUUCCUUUUUGGAGUUAAGGAAUACCAGACUACCUCUCUUCUUUGGCAACCCUCCUUUCCCAAGAGACAGACAGACAGAGACAGACAGACACACACACACACACACACACACACAUGCACACAUGCACACACGCACACACGCACACAAUUUCCCGGAGUGAACUUUUGCCAACUGUACCAGGCUGGGACAUUCCUCACAUCAAAGAACUUUUACCAGAAAUGACUGUGAUUCCCAAAGCCAGCCUCAAUUAUACCUCUCUAGUGCCCCCUACAGGACAUUCUGAGAAGAACCAUCUGGGGAAUGUAUUUUUCCAGCCCCAGAGAGUGUUAACUUGGUGAGUUUUCAGAAUUCUUAGGAUUUUUUUCUUUUUACUUCUGGACAAAUAAAUGCCAUAGAUUUAACAGCAGUCAACUAGAAACUGCUUGACUUUGAGAUGCAGUUUUUAAAACAUUUGUCUUUUGUUCUAAAUAAAACCUGGUUGAAAAAGGAGUGUCUUUUUUUCUUUUCCUAUUUUGAUGUCUGUCUGUUCGUUAGGGUGCCAGCACAGUAUCUUCAAGUUCCCAAGGCUUGCUUUGUUGAUGUGUUUCUGUUAGAAUACGGGGAAUUGUUUUGGUGGGGGGUGGUCUUCAGAGUUGGUGGGAAAGUGGAAGGUGUGUAUUAAGGGUCUGGGGUUUUUUUGUUUUUGUUUUUGCCUUGAUCUCACAGAUGUCGUAGAUUAGGAUCAAACAAAAUGUUUUCCGAGGAAUUUGUCUGUUCCGCUGAUUCUUGAUGGUGGAAGUCAGCGUCACUUUUUCAUCAAAGUGAAUGGGGUGAAACUGCAGUCAUGUAUUGUCUGAAUAGCAAUCGAAUUUUCCUCUCCAAAUGGAGUGCAUUUGCAUUCCUUUAUUUCUGCCUGCCUUAUUUAUUAUUCAAGAAAUUCCGGGUAGAUAUGCCUGGCUCGGGCAGCGCCUUCAUCCCCACCAUCAACGCCAUCACGACCAGCCAGGACCUGCAGUGGAUGGUGCAGCCCACGGUGAUCACCUCCAUGUCCAACCCGUACCCCCGCUCGCACCCCUACAGCCCCCUGCCGGGCCUGGCCUCUGUCCCUGGGCACAUGGCCCUCCCGAGACCUGGCGUGAUCAAGACCAUCGGCACCACCGUGGGACGCAGAAGGAGAGAUGAGCAGCUGUCCCCCGAAGAGGAGGAGAAGCGGCGAAUCCGGAGGGAGAGGAACAAACUGGCGGCAGCCAAGUGCCGGAACCGACGCCGGGAGCUGACAGAGAAGCUGCAGGCGGAGACAGAGGAACUGGAGGAGGAGAAGUCAGGCCUGCAGAAGGAGAUCGCCGAGCUGCAGAAGGAGAAGGAGAAGCUGGAGUUCAUGUUGGUGGCCCACGGGCCCGUGUGUAAGAUCAGCCCUGAGGAGCGCCGAUCGCCCCCGGCUUCCCUGCGCGGUGGGGUUGGUGGAGUGGGUGCCGUGGUGGUGAAACAGGAGCCCCUGGAAGAGGACAGCCCCUCGUCCUCAACAGCGGGGCUGGACAAGGCCCAGCGCUCUGUCAUCAAGCCCAUCAGCAUUGCUGGGGGCUUCUACGGGGAGGAGCCCCUGCACACCCCCAUCGUGGUGACCUCCACGCCCGCCAUCACUCCGGGCACCUCGAACCUCGUCUUCACCUACCCCAGCGUCCUGGAACAGGAAUCGCCUGCGUCUCCCUCCGAGUCCUGCUCCAAGGCCCACCGCAGAAGCAGUAGCAGUGGAGACCAGUCAUCGGACUCCUUGAACUCCCCCACUCUGCUGGCUCUGUAACCCAGCUCCCAGGGGGUCCUCGUCACUGCCUCCUUCCCAGGGACCAGCACCUGCAAGUGCUCCAGGUCUGUGAGGGCAAGAGGGGGACCCUGCCGGAGAGCUUCCUGGCUCUGGGGGGACCGAGGCGGGAUUUGGCAAUGAGGCACUAGACGACUCGGAUGAUCUCUUGGAAGUCAUGGGGCCUCCUCCGUCGUUUCUCUGGCAAAACGUUAAUCCUGUUUCUUGAAAAGUCUUGGAGAACGUGGCUUAGUGGAUUCGGGCACCUCUGGCUCCCGAAGAGCCUGAAGCUGGCGUGGACCACUCCUGUCCCUUCGUUAGGAAAUGUCACUGGAGUGAUGGUGUCCUUCCCCACCCCACCAAGCAUGCUCGGGGCCUAUGGGUUUCACCUCCCCUCUAUUUGCCCCUUUCUCCCCCCAGUGUCAAUUUCACUUCCUGUUGGUUUUUAUCCAAUUUGCCAUGACAUUUCAUCUGGGUGAUCUGAAUAUUAAAGCUCUUCAUUUCUGGAGAUGGGGCAGCAAGUGGCUCUUCUGCUGGGACUGACUUGUCCAGAAGGAGACAGUCAAUGUGCAAUACAGAAUCUCCCUCCCCCGACACUCCCCCGUCCACUACCAUCUCCAGAACCACCAGCAGAGCUUCCCGAGCUCUCAAGGAGAUGCCGCCAUCACUGGGAGGCUCAGAGGACCCUUCCUCCCAUCCUUGGAGACGGCUCUUGGAGGAGCGGCUUGGCCAGAAGAAAGGGUGUGAGCGAGACAGCCGGGGCGCAGGUUGGGUUUGCCAACACCUAAUUACCAGGCCAGGAAUAGUGCCAACGAGCCCCAUUGUGUCCUAGCCGGCUUCCCUUCACCUGGUGUCUUGAACAGGACGUCUCCUCUAAUUACUGCCUCGCCAUUCUGCCCCUGGACCCUUCUCUCCAGACCAGGGAGGCACCUCUCCCUAGGAACCACACAUCACUCCACGUCCCUGCCGGCUCCACCCUCCCCCACCCUGGCUCUCAGGGUGACGCCACCCACAGAGGUUUAAUGAGCGUGGGCCUGGACCCUCCCCAGAUGGCUGCCAGGUGGCCCCUCCCCAAGCCUCAAAGCCACCUUCGCUGUGGAUGGAAAGGCAGGGCAGGGAAGAGGGGGGCGAUUGGAACGGGGUUCGCCUCACAUCAGCCCUGGCCCCCGCCUUGCCCUGUCCUGGCUGCUCACCUCUCUGAAGUGCCCAUUGUCACCGGCUGGAUCAAGUGCUUUCUCUUUAUACUCUCCCAGCCCCUCACAUCAGUGUGCUCCUCAGGUCCACCAGCUGGCCCAGAGUUGUUGCUGUGGCUUGUGACGUAUUCUCCAUUCCUGGGGGCCGCUGAAAUGGAAGCUAAGAUGUGUUGCUUCCCACUGAAGGAGCGCCGGCCCCUUCCCACAGGUGGGGGUGGGGUGGGGAAGGGGUCCUCCUGGCCCCACAAGAGCACAGCUCAGGGGGGUCCCUGCCUCCCACCCCUCUGAGCCUUUCUUUCUCCCCAGGACAUAGCUCCCCUGAUCUUCCAGAAUUCGUUUCUGCUGGGCUCGUGCUCUGAGGGAGACACCGCUGUUGUGAUUCAGCUGUAGAGAUUAUUGUAUGAUAAUUUAAAACUACAUAACUGUUAUUUAAAUCAGACCCAAGGGGGGUUAAAUUUCAGUGAGACUCGGGAGAGAGCAGUGACAUUUAAAGCUCACCUGUUCCUUUCACAUACCUGGGCUUCUGUGCUGGUCAUUAUUUAAUGUCCAUUACCUUACUUACCAUGCACUAGACGCACAGAAUGGAAUGGCUUAUGCUUAAAAUACAUAGCCCGCUACGACUGGUGACGUGUGAAAGAUGGGCCACGUAGAGAGAAGGAGAUUAAAAGGAAAAAGAUUUUGUCCAAAAAUGCUUUUAAAAUGUGAUUUCCUACAUUUCUUGGCUGUGGUGCUGCCAUCACGGUUUUCUGUGGCUCUGGGAGAGAAGGGCCUAAUAGGAAUUGGCAGUUGGAUUUCUGGCUUCAGAUUAAUCAAGGAAGCAGAAGAAGUCAGCCAGCAGGCGAUGGGCAAAGAAAACGGGUGCACUCAGCUCUGAAAAGCUUAAUCAUCUCAAAUGGUAUUUGUGGCCACGUGGGGCUAUUUGCUUCUUUGUGCGCAUAUAUAUAUAUAUAUAUAUAUAUAUAUAUAUAUAUAUAUAUAUAUAUAUAUAUAUAUAUGUUUCUGAAGCUGCUUUCUGGUGUUUAGUUUCUAAAAGUCGCUUUAUGCCCCGGUUUGUACAGCACUGCUCCCGAGGCAGGUCCCGGUCUGCGACUUGGGGCCAGGCUGGAUGUUUCUGAGCUAGUGUUUGGCUUUUGUUCCGACUAGAGCUGUGUUGGCUUUGGGACCCGCGGAAGGCAAAACCCAGCUGCCUCGCAGCACUUCCGAGGCCUCCAGCUGCGUUCCCACUCGGGACCCUCUGGCUUUGUUCUAGGAGGUGGCUUGGAGCUUGGGGAGGGCUGACUGUUACGCCUAAAUCAUGAGCAUGUCCUCAGUUACUUCCUGCUGGCUGGCUUUCGGAGUCCACGCGCACACAGGUUGCUCCAGAAUCGCCAGACACCAGGCCUGCUGCUUCCUCUUCCAUGGCUCCAGCUAAGGGAACAGCUGUCAUGGGGCGGGGUGGGGGGUGGGGCGGAGGAGGCCUCGGCGCUUGGGCUGGGAACUGCUGUGCUUCCCCUGUGUCCCCAGCAGUGAGGCAGCUGGUGUGGACAUCAGUUGGGCUGCAGGCAGCUGGGGGACAGCACAGGGCAGUCAUUCCUUGACAAGCUAGUGUGAAACACGCAGUCUUCUUGGCCACCUGGCUGGCCUCUCUGAGAACAGUCCUCUUCCUGGCUGGGUGGAUGGGGACAGCUGCUGACACAGGAAAGAGAGAGGGCCCAGGUGAAGCUUAGGAAAUGGCCGGAGCCAGCUCUGAGCAGGGAAUUCACUGGGGAGGUUUUCAGAGGGAAAUGAUUGCUCUGCCUGUGUAAAAGGCCAGGUGCAUCCACUGCGGCCAGGCACACAAGCAUCUCAAAGCCAAGAGCCAUCAGAUGCUGCUGCUCUUUCUCGGGCUUUGGGGAAAGGAGUUUCCUCCCUGCUCCCACUUGGCUCCAAGUGUAAGGGUGGGCUCACCUCCAUACACAUUUGGGACUUUUCUACCCUGUCCUUGGUGGACCAACAGUGCUCCUUGCAAUCUCACCAUGUAACUUCCAGGUCGAUUUCCUUCCUGAUCAGAUAGAUACCUGUGUGGCCCCUUUAAGAAAGUAAAGAACAAGCACCUAUUAUGUGCCAGGCACUGUGUUAGGCACUUUUAUAUACUUCCUCUUUGGGAUAAGACUAAGGGAUAAGGACAUCCUUUAUUAAAGGACCCCAGGAAAUGGAUAAACAAAAACUUGGAGGUGAGAAGAUCUGUCUUCAAAAAUCUGAGGCAAGAUUGUCUUUAGUCCAAGGUUUGUCUCAAAAGACCCAUCCACUACAAUACCCUCCCAUCUCUAAAUUUCUUUUUUCCCUCUACCCAGUCAUGUGCUCCUCUGCACUCCGCAGAUGGUUGGAGGGGUAACAGUCCUUAUAGAAUUUGUGGACCAAUAGGAUAUGUAGUAUGUGUAACUUGGUUUUGAAAAUGUAAGUAAAGGGGUCUUGCUACUUUCUGCUUGUUGAGUCUUCUUGGCAUUCAUCUUAAAAGCCAGCAUCUCACUAUUUAUUGACAGGUUGGGGUAUGUGUGUGUGUGUGUGUGUAUGUAUGUGUGUGUGUGUGCAUGUGUGUGUAUGCAUGUGUGUGUGUACAUUUCCAGGUGUGCCCAUGUCCUCCUGCAGCUUUUAAAAAGGAAUUCCAGUCAUCCCACUACUAAUUUGACAUCUUCUCAUGCUUCUAGUGUUUUGGCCAGACAUCAACAAAGGGUUUUAAUUUCCCAAUGCUGACAUGUUCAGGAGGGGCUGGGUCAAAUUUUGAGGGGGGGGGUAUGGGAGGGGGAGAAAAAAAGUCGACAUUUAUUUUAUUAUUUAUUUUAAAUGUUUACAUCUUUUGUGUUGUACCAAGCCUGAAUAGAAACAGAUAGCAUUAAAGUACUCAGUUCCUCUCUCCCUUUCUUCCUUAUUUUUAAAAAAGUUAGGCUAAUGAUGCUUUUUACUUUGUUUCUAAAAUGAUUUGUGACUUGUGCUGUAUAAACUGUAUAAAAAGGUUCUGUUUUUAAAGAUGAUUGUCAUUCCGCUGGGGACAGUGGUCACCAGGAAGUCUACAUUGUAAGAGAACACAACGAAAGAUCCUGCCCUGUUCCUUAAAACUUAUUUUCUCUGUAUGAUUAAAAGUUUAUUCCAGUUAUUUCAGUUUGUGGUUACUUGAUAUCAAGGAAGAAAAUGCUCACCUUUGUAUAAAGAGUUAGAUAUCAGGGUGUCUGUUCUGCAGCGGGAGAUGUAUAUAUAGUAUUUUGGUGUAUAGUGGAAAAUCCUAAGCUUUUUGCAUCUGUAUUUGAGAUAUGUCAAUGAUGUGGAGUAAAGUCUGCUCUAAGAUCCUGGAGGCAAACAACUUGUACAAGAUUCCUAUAGCCCUAUGGGGAAUUGAAUUACCUUCCUGAGCUUUUUUUUUUUUUUUUUUUUAAAGUAUAGGUGAAAUGGUCCCAUUGGAAAGGCUUCUAGUUAGGCCUCUCCAGGCAGGACCGUGAACUCAAAAAAUCUUUGUAUAGUUUUGAAAAUUGAGGACUAUCUCUGCUCUGAAACAUCUCUGAUGGUGUUUUCUGUUCUUGUUCGGUUUUGUUAUUUUACUGUAAUACAAGCCUACAGUACUUGCACUAAAGAAAGCUUGUUAGGAAAAGCUUGCUGCUAUGGAAGAAAGAACAUAUUAAAACUUUUUUUUUUCUUUGCAUUUUUUUUUUUUGGUUAGCUUUUCCACUUUCAAUUGAGUAGCAUUUUGUAGAAUAAAAUGAAUUAAGAUUGAA